GGUGUUGAUUAAUUAAAUGCAAAAUAUAUUCAACUCACACAGGAGAAAGGAGUAGGUGAUGAUGAGACUAUAAGAAGUGAUGUUAUGCUGGGCUAGAGAGGAUAUAUCCAUCCAGUAGUGCCAGAAAAACAAAACAAGAGCUAGCCUUUGCAGCAAAAAGGGUUUCUCUUUUGGCUGGCUAUAGCUAUAGCUCCUUUAAUAUCUACUAGCUCUCUCUCUGUGUCUCUCUGUGUGUGUGUGUGUCUCUCUCUCUCUCUCUCUCUCUCUCUCUGUGUCGUAUCCCUUUGGUCAUCAUCAUCAUGGCUUCAUCAAACAGACACUGGCCUAGCAUGUUCAAGUCCAAGCCUGCAAACUGCAGCACCCACCACCAAUGGCAGCAUGACAUCAACCCUUCUCUCGUUUCAAAUGGAUGUCACCGACCAUCUUACUCCUCAGUCGCUGGGUGUGAAGAAAGAAGUCCGGAGCCAAAGCCUAGAUGGAACCCAAAACCAGAGCAAAUUCGCAUCCUCGAAGCCAUCUUCAACUCUGGGAUGGUGAACCCUCCGAGGGAUGAGAUUAGGAAGAUCAGGGCUCAGCUGCAAGAGUAUGGCCAAGUUGGGGACGCCAACGUUUUCUACUGGUUCCAGAACAGGAAAUCAAGAAGCAAGCACAAGCUUCGCCACCUCCACAACUCAUCCAAACAACAAACCCAUCACCACACCCACCUUCCUCUCACCACACCCGUCUCCACAAGCACUCUCAACAUCAUCAAUGCUGCUGCCCCUUCUUCCUCCUCAUCCUCCUCUGAAAAAUCAUCUCCCAAAUCAGCACCAAACAACAAGGCCUUCUCCAUGGGGUUCUCCUCCAACGUUGCUGCUCAUGACGUUUCAAUUAACUCUCCAACUGCUUCUGUGAACCAGCAGAGCAGCUUCUUUCAGCCUCAUCAUCAGCAUCACAGCGAGCUCCUGCCCGAACCCUUCUUUUUUCCGAUGCAUCCGAAUCCGAAUUGCAAUUUCACGCAAGGGUUUUGCUUCUCUGAGCUGUCUAAUGUGGUUGAUGUUCCCAACCAUGGAACUCAUGAGCAAACUAAUACCAACACUGGGCCUUGCACAAGCCUGUUGCUGAGUGAGAUCAUGAGCCAUGGGGCAGCAAUGUCAAGGAAAGAAUACCAUCAAGAAGAUGAGAUGAAGGACAUGAACAUGAAGAACAUAGACCCACACCACCUCAAUUACAGUCUCAAUGUCACCACCACAUCUCCAACAAGCCAUACUAAUAUGGUUGCUUCUCACACCAAUGGCCCCACUACUAGUGUUGCUGUUCCAUCCCCCAUGAUUCACAACAUUCAAGGUGGUGUUGGGGAAGCGGGUGCAAUGGACGCGGGAGGUGCGGAGAAAUCAACGGUGUUCAUAAACGACGUCGCAUUCGAGGUGGGUGCGGGUCCCUUCAACGUGCGUGAGGCUUUCGGGGAUGACGCCGUCCUCAUUCACUCCUCUGGUCACCCCGUUCUCACCAAUGAGUGGGGUCUCACCCUCCACUCUCUCCACCACGGCGCUUUCUAUUACCUCAUUUAGAAGAGUGGAAGCAAGCAAGCAAGCUAGAAGAGACGGGCUCUGGUUCUGCGUUGCCUUUUCUCCAUAUAUGUCUUCUCUAAUUAGCACUCGCUAGGGUUUACUGUAUUAGCUAGGGCUUCCAUAGGUUCAUUAGUGGGUGUCUAGAGUAAUUUCAAAGUUUUUGUGGACCUACGUAUGUA
Messenger RNA from Prunus persica (peach), 1729 nucleotides. Its product is annotated as WUSCHEL-related homeobox 9. Lineage: Eukaryota; Viridiplantae; Streptophyta; Magnoliopsida; Rosales; Rosaceae. Gene Ontology annotation, molecular function: DNA-binding transcription factor activity; DNA binding. The coding region runs from base 300 to 1550 and encodes 416 amino acids. The record is from RefSeq and is a predicted model, not a curated record. Gene Ontology annotation, biological process: regulation of developmental process. The transcript is spliced from 4 exons.